AUAUGUUAGGUCAAGAACGAAGCAUGACAUUGACAUGAGAAUAGGGAUACAUUCGGGAUCAGUUCUGUGUGGAGUGCUGGGCCUGCGAAAGUGGCAGUUUGAUGUCUGGUCAUGGGACGUGGAUAUCGCAAACAAACUUGAGUCAGGUGGAAUUCCUGGGAGAAUUCACAUCUCCAAAGCUACUCUGGACUGCCUGAACGGGGAUUAUAAAGUUGAAGAAGGGCAUGGCAAGGAGCGUAAUGAAUUCUUGAGGAAACAUAACAUUGAGACUUAUUUAAUUAAACAACCUGAAGAGAGUCUGUUGACUUUGCCUGAAGAUAUUGUGAAAGAGGCUGUCAGCUCCUCCGACAGGAGAAACAGUGGAGCAACAUUUACCGAAGGAUCCUGGAGCCCUGAACUUCCAUUUGAUAACAUAGUAGGAAAACAGAAUACUCUGGCUGCCCUAACAAGAAAUUCAAUAAAUCUGCUUCCAAACCAUCUUGCACAAGCUUUGCAUGUCCAGUCUGGGCCUGAGGAAAUUAACAAGCGAAUAGAGCACACCAUCGACUUACGGAGUGGCGAUAAAUUGAGAAGAGAGCAUAUCAAGCCUUUUUCACUGAUGUUUAAAGACUCCAGCCUGGAGCAUAAGUAUUCUCAAAUGCGGGAUGAAGUGUUCAAAUCAAACUUGGUGUGUGCAUUUAUUGUUCUUGUAUUUAUCACCGCUAUCCAAAGCUUACUUCCUUCUUCCAGGGUGAUACCAAUGGUCAUUCAGUUUUCUAUUCUGAUUAUGCUGCACUCCGCUCUUGUGCUAAUUACUACAGCAGAGGAUUACAAAUGUUUACCUUUAAUGCUCCGGAAAACUUGCUGCUGGAUUAAUGAGACCUACCUGGCCAGGAAUGUCAUUAUAUUUGCAUCUAUUCUGAUUAAUUUUCUUGGAGCCAUCAUCAAUAUUCUAUGGUGUGAUUUUGACAAACCAAUAGCCCUGAAGAACCAGACAUUCAAUUCAUCUGCAUCUUUUACGGACAUCUGUUCCUAUCCUGAGUAUUUUGUCUUCACUGGUGUGCUGGCAAUGGUGACUUGUGCAGUCUUUCUUCGUCUCAACUCUGUCCUGAAGCUGGCAGUACUUCUCAUCAUGAUUGCAAUCUAUUCUCUGCUGACAGAGACCAUCUAUGCUUCCCUUUUUCUGCAAUAUGACAGCUUUAACCACAAUGGAGACACAGACUUCCUGGGUACAAAGGAGGCAUCUUUACUACUGAUGGCAAUGUUCCUUUUAGCUGUAUUUUAUCAUGGUCAACAGCUUGAAUAUACAGCAAGACUGGAUUUUCUGUGGCGUGUUCAAGCAAAAGAAGAAAUCAAUGAAAUGAAGGAGUUAAGGGAGCACAAUGAAAAUAUGCUGCGGAAUAUUUUACCCAGUCACGUUGCCCGUCACUUCCUGGAGAAGGAUCGGGAUAAUGAAGAAUUAUACUCUCAAUCCUAUGAUGCUGUUGGUGUGAUGUUUGCUUCUAUUCCUGGAUUUGCUGACUUUUAUUCCCAGACCGAGAUGAAUAACCAAGGAGUAGAAUGUCUGCGCUUGCUGAAUGAAAUCAUUGCAGACUUUGAUGAGUUACUAGGUGAAGAGAGAUUUCAAGAUAUUGAAAAAAUUAAAACGAUUGGCAGUACAUACAUGGCCGUGUCAGGAUUAUCACCUGAAAAACAGCAAUGUGAAGACAAAUGGGGGCAUUUAUGUGCCCUGGCUGACUUCUCCAUAGCUCUGAAUGAAAGCAUACAGGAGAUCAACAAGCAUUCAUUUAACAACUUUGAACUCCGUAUUGGGAUUAGCCAUGGCUCUGUUGUAGCGGGAGUUAUCGGUGCUAAGAAACCCCAGUAUGAUAUCUGGGGCAAAACGGUUAAUUUAGCAAGUCGAAUGGACAGCACAGGUGUUAGUGACAGAAUACAAGUGCCUGAAGAAACGUAUCUGAUCCUGAAGGACCGGGGAUUUGCCUUCGACUACCGAGGAGAGAUUUAUGUCAAAGGUAUCAGUGAACAGGAAGGAAAAAUCAAAACAUAUUUUCUUCUAGGAAGAGUUCAACCAAAUCCUUUAAUCUUACAACCAAGAAAACUGACUGGACAGUAUUCAUUAGCAGCUGUUGUAUUAGGACUUGUGCAGUCUCUUAACAGGCAAAAACAGAAGCAAAUCCUUAAUGAGAACAACAACUCUGGAAUCAUAAAAGGACAUUAUAACCGGAGGACAUUGCUCACUCCCGGUGGAUCUGAGGCAGCAGCCCAGGCAGAGGGGGCUGACAAAACUGAAUUGCCAUAAUCAGCAUUUUGUUUGUGUUCUUUUUUUUGUAUUUCUUUUAUAUAUAAAAAAUAAAUAUACAAAUAAAAAGGGUUUAAUUUUUUUUA
This is a messenger RNA of Eurypyga helias (sunbittern), 2364 nucleotides long. It is a transcript of the gene ADCY8, whose product is annotated as adenylate cyclase 8 (brain). Gene Ontology annotation, cellular component: plasma membrane. Gene Ontology annotation, molecular function: adenylate cyclase activity. NCBI's taxonomy places the organism in Eukaryota, Metazoa, Chordata, Aves, Eurypygiformes, Eurypygidae. The transcript is spliced from 13 exons. The record is from RefSeq and is a predicted model, not a curated record. The coding region runs from base 35 to 2278 and encodes 747 amino acids. Gene Ontology annotation, biological process: cAMP biosynthetic process; adenylate cyclase-activating G protein-coupled receptor signaling pathway; intracellular signal transduction.